GUGCCAGUGUCGGCCAUGAAGCUGGUCAACAGAGGAGGAGGAGGAGGCGGUGGAGGAGGAGAAGCAGGUGCAAAUGGAGGAGAGAAGUCAGCGUUUUCUUUCAAGAAGUGCUCUCCUUUCCAGUUUGUGAAGAGGAAGGUGCGAAGAUGGAUGAGGAAUCCCAAGGUGAGCGUGGAGAAGGUCCAGGGCAAAGGUCUCAUCUGCCCAAAGUGUCCUUUCUCUGACGAGCUGUGUAACACACACUUCCCCUCGCCGUACCCCUGCUGCCACUACGCCGGCUUGCACGGCGCCAACCGCUACCAUGCCGAGCCGCCAUUGCCGUGUUCCAAAGGCUGCAAGGUCAGGAAGUGGAAGAUGCUUUCUCGCCAGAUGAAGGAGUCUGAGCCGGAUGUCCGCCUGGGUUGCUGUCAGUCUUGGGGGAAUCACUGCUCGCCCUUCCUGGCCAGCCCAGUCAUUGUGGAGUGCUCCAUAUGUAGUGGCCCUUACAUCAGCUACGCCCUGGAGGACACCUGGCAGCCACGCCAGCGCACACAGGCCAUGGACCUUUACUACCACAAUGAGUCAGACCCGGACAGCUACUGUUGCCCUGGCGACAACGCGUUCAUGAAACAGAGGAAGAUGGGUUUGAACGACUUCAUCCAGAGGCUCGCUACUAACUCCUACGCCUGCAAACAUCCUGAAGUGCAGUCCAUCCUCAACCUGAGUCCUCCACAGGAUGCUGAGCUGAUGGACGCCAACCCUUCUCCUCCUCCCAGCCCGACCCAGCAGAUCAACUUGGGCCCGUCAUCUAACCCCUCGGCCAAACCCUGCGACUUCCACUUCCUCAAGGUCAUUGGCAAGGGCAGCUUCGGCAAGGUGCUGCUCGCUCGCCAUCGCGCCGACGACCAGUUUUACGCCGUCAAGGUCCUGCAGAAGAAGGCCAUCCUCAAGAAGAAGGAGGAGAAGCACAUCAUGUCGGAGAGGAACGUGCUGCUGAAGAAUGUCAAGCAUCCUUUCUUGGUGGGGCUGCACUACUCCUUCCAGACGGCCGACAAGCUCUACUUCAUUCUGGACUAUAUCAACGGAGGCGAGCUCUUCUACCACCUGCAGCGAGAGCGUUGCUUCCUGGAGCCCAGAGCGCGCUUCUACGCCGCCGAGAUCGCCAGCGCGCUGGGCUACCUGCACUCCCUCAACAUCGUCUACCGGGACCUGAAGCCCGAGAACAUCCUGCUGGACUCGCAGGGUCACAUCAUCCUCACGGACUUCGGCCUGUGCAAGGAGAACAUCGAGCCCAACGGCACCACGUCCACGUUCUGCGGCACGCCGGAGUAUUUAGCUCCCGAGGUCCUCCACAAGCAACCGUACGACCGUACGGUGGAUUGGUGGUGUUUAGGAGCCGUUCUCUACGAGAUGCUCUACGGCCUGCCUCCCUUCUACAGCCGCAACACGGCAGAGAUGUACGACAACAUCCUGAACAAACCUCUGCAGCUGAAGCCCAACAUCUCCAACGCAGCCAGACACCUGCUGGAGGGUCUGCUGCAGAAGGACAGAACCAAGCGACUGGGCUGCACCAACGACUUUACUGAAAUCAAGAACCACAUUUUCUUCUCGCCCAUCAACUGGGACGAGCUCAACGCCAAGAAGAUCACACCUCCCUUCAACCCCAACGUGACGGGCCCCAAUGACCUGCGACACUUUGACCCCGAGUUCACAGACGAGCCGGUGCCCAGCUCCAUCGGCUGCUCGCCCGACAGUGCCCUGGUGACGGCCAGCAUCAAGGAGGCCGCAGAGGCCUUUGUAGGCUUCUCCUACGCCCCCUCCAUGGACUCUUACCUAUAGGACUACAACACCUGGACUCAGAUGGAUAUUGUUUCUUAGUGUGUAAAUAUUCCAGCGUCUACACCCUGCUGUCCAAGGUGGAACUUAUAUUCCGUUACACGCACAAAUACCGAACAAGUAGAUCCCUUUCAGGCAGCGGCACGUGAAGUCACUAAGUACUCACAUCUUCAUCCUGGUCCCAACUUCAUUUUGGUGCUUUCUGUUUUCAUGAAAAGGGAGUCGACUCAAUGUUACAGAGCGGACAUUUUGGUUUGCCCUCCUCAAGGUGCCUUUUUGUUCUGCCAUCCGCAGCCUCUGCGCCUCACGCCCCAACUUUUCAGACUGCAGGUGGGUGGAGCCGCCACCAGAGGACACUGUAGAUCAGAGACUCUCCCUCAAGUGGAACAUUCCAUUUUAAUAUUGCUAUUUGAAUACUAUUUAAGUUUGUAUAGUUUGAGUCAAGUGUACUAGUUGUAAUGUAUAUUGAUGUAAAGACAACUACAAAAGUAUACGUACUGUAGAUAUAGAAAUUAAUGUUUCAAUGUACUGUAAAUUGUAAAAUUGUUUCAAGAUUUAUGUGAGCCUGGCUGGUUUGCAAUAAAAGUUUAAACUUUCUACUACA
Entelurus aequoreus (snake pipefish) is the source of this 2419-nucleotide messenger RNA. It is a transcript of the gene sgk1, whose product is annotated as serum/glucocorticoid regulated kinase 1. NCBI's taxonomy places the organism in Eukaryota, Metazoa, Chordata, Actinopteri, Syngnathiformes, Syngnathidae. Gene Ontology annotation, molecular function: ATP binding; protein serine/threonine kinase activity. The record is from RefSeq and is a predicted model, not a curated record. The transcript has 13 exons. The coding region runs from base 16 to 1818 and encodes 600 amino acids. Gene Ontology annotation, biological process: protein phosphorylation.